CUCCACAUUGGUUCUUCAGCUCUCUCUCUACUCCAGCAUUAAGAGAUUCGAAUAGCUACACGAUGGCCUUAAAGGUGGAAGCUAAAGGUGGAAAUGGAGGGACUCAAUGGGAUGAUGGAUUCGAUUAUGAAGGUGUGACAAAGAUACAUGUACGAGGUGGUAAUGAAGGAAUUCAAUUCAUCAAAUUUGACUAUGUCAAGGAUGGAAAAACUAUUGCAGGACCAGUCCAUGGUGUCUCUGGUCGUGGUUUGACACAAACGUUUGAAAUUAACUAUUCGGGAAAAGAAUAUCUGUUAUCUGUCGAGGGUUAUUACGAGAAAUCCACCGGUGUGAUUCAAUCAAUCCAAUUCAAAACUAACCAGAAGACUUCUGAUUUGAUGGGGUUCAACGAUGGUACUAAGUUUUCAGUAAGAGCCACCAGAAGCAGGAUCAUUGGGUUUCAUGGAUUUGCUGACAAGAAUGUCAACUCUCUUGGAGCAUAUUUCAUCAAGAUUCCUUCUACCAAAUCGGCAAUGCAAGGUGGUCAGAAUACAGGCAAAGGUUAUGACCAUGGUGGUGACUAUGAUGGCAUAAAAAAAGUGUACGUUACAUUUGAUGGCACUGCAAUAAGGCAUUUGAGGGUCGACUUUGACAAAGCCGGUCAAGUGGAAACCCAUGAGCACGGGGUCAAGAUCGGAACACAACAUGAGUUUGCCGUCAACUAUCCCUAUGAAUAUAUCACAUCUGUGGAAGGAAGCUACGCAGUUACCAGUCCUUAUGGAUGUAUUGUCCUUAGGUCGUUAACUUUCAAAACAUCAAAAGGAAGAACCUCAGUAAUUGGAACAGUGGUUGGUACCAAGUUCGUGCUGGAGAGCCAAGGCAAUGCUAUUGUUGGGUUCCAUGGACGGGUAGGUUCUUGUGUUGAUAGUAUCGGGGCAUAUUACACUCCGUUGCCUCCUUCUCCUCCUCCAGAGAAACUAGAGGGACAAGGCGGGGAUGGAGGAGAUUCUUGGGAUGAUGGUGCUUUCUUGAAUGUGAAGAAGAUAUACAUAGGACAAGGAGAUGUUGGUAUCGUCUCCGUUAAGUUUGAGUACGAGAACGACGCUAGUGAGGUGGUUGUGGGAGAUGAACAUGGAACUAAGACACUGCUUGGAUACGAAGAGUUCGAGCUAGAUUAUCCGAGUGAAUACAUCAUAUCGGUGGAGGCUUGCUACGAUAAGGUAAUGGGAGCUGAAACUGGAGUAAUAACCAUGCUUAAGUUCAAGACAAACAAACGCACUUCUCAACCAUUUGGACUUGAAUCUGCUUUCAACUUCGUCCUCCAGAAGGAAGGUCACAAAAUCACUGGGUUCCAUGGAAAAUCCGGUACUGUGCUUCAUAAGAUUGGGGUCCAUGUCGUUCCCAUCACCGAGUGAUCUUAUAUAGCUUACCGAAUUAACUAUCCUCAGAUCAAGUUCGGUUAUGCUGCUUUCAUAUAUGAAUCUGUAUUAGUCUCUCCUCUGUUGUCUGUUUGCGUUUCUUUCUUUUUCUUUUCAAGCAUCGCUUGUAAUAAUAAAAUAAGGGUUCUAUUUUAACUUUUCAGAUAAUAAAAAGACAAAUGUUUACCCUAUUAGCUAGAUAAUAUUUGAUAAAUGAAGAUCAC
Thlaspi arvense is the source of this 1621-nucleotide messenger RNA. The record is from the annotation of a GenBank genome assembly. Lineage: Eukaryota; Viridiplantae; Streptophyta; Magnoliopsida; Brassicales; Brassicaceae.